AUCAUUCACCUCUCUCAGCUAGUUGGAAUUUAUCUAUGGAAGCUACACCACAAGACGGAUGUCCUCGUCGUCUCUGAAGACGUCGAGAUGUUGAAAGUCUUAAACGCUCUAGAGUAUGCACCCGAGCCAGCGACAUUGGUCACGAUCUACAUCGUCCUGGGAGAAUAUCUACUUUUCAAGCGGCAGCUCGAUACUGGCCGGCAGUAUCUCAUCAAGGCCUCCAAUGUAAUGUCAUUACAGGACUUGCAAACAUCUACGCCAAGCCUGGACGCUCUACUCAUGGUUGGUGAGCCCGAGGAAGACACAAAGGAGUAUCUUACCGCUUUGGGACAACUCACCUACGUCGACAAGGCGACUAGCAUGGUUAUCGGGUGGACACCGUUUCUGGAUCAUGAGUAUGAGAAGCAGCUGAAGCAGCUGGUGUUGUCUCAACCAUGGUUUGCCACACACUCCGCCGUCGCGCUGCGGUGCAAGAGCUUAUUGUUGCUGCGGGAAGCGAUGCGACUCUCACGUAUACGAGCGUCAGCCGCAAGCAAGUCAUCGGAGCGGCUAGAGACGGCCCUCCCUCUCGAGUGGUACACACAGUACUGGGAGAUGCUAGAGGACACCUGGCGCCACAUCGCGCUGCUCUAUCCGCAGAUGCUCCAGUCGAGCCUCUAUCCAGACCUCGAGCAGCACACGCUCUGCUUGAAGACCUGUCUCAUCGUCUCGCUCAGCGCGCAGAUCGAGAUGCACAACAUGCCAAGCUUCUUCCACCUCGAGUCGCGCCAGAAGGCGCUGAGCACCGCCAUCGAGGUCAUCGGCCUGACGAAGGGCUGGAAGGAGGAGGACUACGCGAUGCUCGAGCCGACACUCGGGAUCUGCCACGGGAUAGUCGCAAAUGCGCUGCGCGACGAUCGCAGACUGUACGCCGGCAGCCCAGACGAGUUCGUCAAGAUACAGGAGGCCCUGGCCGUCCUGAUCACGUCGACCACCUUGCUGGCGGACAAGAUACCGUACCUCGGUGCGUUGUCUUUGUUCAGCAGCCGUCGAUACUCCUGA
Messenger RNA from Phanerochaete carnosa HHB-10118-sp, 1041 nucleotides. RefSeq lists its product as uncharacterized. The transcript has 3 exons. Lineage: Eukaryota; Fungi; Basidiomycota; Agaricomycetes; Polyporales; Phanerochaetaceae. The annotation marks the transcript as partial. The record is from RefSeq and is a predicted model, not a curated record.